This is a messenger RNA of Drosophila bipectinata, 953 nucleotides long. RefSeq names its product Thymidylate synthase (gene Ts). Gene Ontology annotation, biological process: dTMP biosynthetic process. Gene Ontology annotation, cellular component: mitochondrion; cytosol. The record is from RefSeq and is a predicted model, not a curated record. Gene Ontology annotation, molecular function: thymidylate synthase activity. NCBI's taxonomy places the organism in Eukaryota, Metazoa, Arthropoda, Insecta, Diptera, Drosophilidae.
GGAUGUCGCCUCUUAAACAGGAGCGCCCAGAGGAAAACACCGACGAGAAGCAGUACUUGAAUCUUCUGCGCAGUAUCAUCAAUACUGGGGAGCGUCGAAUGGACCGCACUGAAGUCGGUACUCUGUCCAUCUUCGGUUCACAGAUGCGUUUUUCUUUGAGGGGCUGCUUUCCCCUGUUGACCACCAAGCGCGUCUUCUUCCGAGCAGUAGCCGAAGAGUUGUUGUGGUUUGUGGCCGGCAAGACAGAUGCGAAGCUUUUGCAGGCCAAGAACGUUCACAUCUGGGACGGAAAUAGCACCAGGGAGUUCCUAGACAAGCUGGGACACACGGACCGCGCCGUUGGUGACUUGGGCCCGGUAUACGGUUUCCAGUGGCGGCACUUUGGUGCUGAAUAUACUACCUGUGACGAUGACUACCGCGGCAAGGGCAUCGAUCAACUGAAGCAGGUUAUUGACACGAUCAAGAACAAUCCUUCAGAUCGACGUAUCAUCAUGUCAGCGUGGAAUCCGCUGGACAUUCCAAAGAUGGCAUUGCCGCCGUGCCACUGCUUGGCUCAGUUUUAUGUCUCUCAGGAGCGUGGCGAACUCUCCUGCCAGCUGUAUCAACGAAGCGCCGACAUGGGCUUGGGAGUGCCCUUCAACAUUGCCUCCUACGCCCUGUUGACCUAUAUGAUUGCUCAUGUCACUGGUCUGAAGCCUGGUGACUUUGUUCACACCAUGGGAGACACGCAUGUAUAUCUAAAUCACGUGGAGCCACUUCAGGAGCAACUCGAACGCGAGCCGCGUCCCUUCCCCAAGCUAGUUAUUAAGCGCCAGGUGCAGGACAUUGAAGAUUUUCGCUACGAGGACUUUGAAGUUGUGGACUAUAAUCCCUAUCCAAAGAUAAAGAUGGACAUGGCCAUCUAAGGAUUUCUUAUAUAUUGCUAGAAGAGGUACAUGACAUUCUCAAAUAAU